Molecule: messenger RNA, 1119 nt
Organism: Centruroides sculpturatus (bark scorpion)
Lineage: Eukaryota; Metazoa; Arthropoda; Arachnida; Scorpiones; Buthidae
Product: vascular endothelial growth factor A-like
Exons: 7
Coding region: 7-885 (292 amino acids)
Biological process (GO): positive regulation of cell population proliferation; positive regulation of protein autophosphorylation
Cellular component (GO): membrane
Molecular function (GO): growth factor activity; growth factor receptor binding
Source: RefSeq, a predicted model, not a curated record
ACCAAAAUGUUAUCGUUUGAGCCACUUAAGAUGAAAAUUUGUAAAGUUUGGAUGUUUUCAAUAAUUUUUAUUAUUUCUUUAGUUAUAUCCGAGAAUCGCAUUGUCUUUCCUGAUGACGAGACUAUUUCACGUAAUCAAGACGAAAGUAACGCAACCUAUUUUAAGAUUCCUGAAAGUAUACUGAUAAGUAUGAAAGACAUUCAUACAGUAAAUGAUUUCAUCGAUAACUUUAUCAGGCCGGAAGAAUUAGAAAGUAUACAACAUAAUUCAAUAUUGGAUAGAAGUGGAGGAAGUGCAAGUAUAGAUUCUCUACCUUUUGCUGAAAGUGCCGGUUGUAAACCGAUACCUACUCUUGUUAGUUUAACUGAAGAAAAUAAUUUUUCAAUCUUCUAUUUUCCCACAUGUGUUUAUGUAGACAGAUGCUCCGGAUGUUGCGCGAGUCAGAGGAUGCAAUGUUCUCCUACUCAAACGACGAUGCAGAGUUUUAAGGUUCUUAAGGCUCGUUACACUGGCAGCGGGUCUACUACUUUCAAGAAUGAAGGAUACGAGAUUUUACAAGUGGAAAAACACGAAAAAUGUUCAUGCCAGUGCAUCAUUAAACCAGAACAUUGCACGGAUCGACAAAUGUAUCAUGAAUGUUCCUGUUCAUGUGCUAAUGGACACCAAGCCGCCGAUUGCCCUCGACCUUUAAAAUCCUGGGAUCACGAUCAAUGUAGAUGCAAAUGUCGGUGGGAACGUCCUUGUUCUACAAAUUUAUACUUCAAUACAGAUACUUGCAGGUGCGAAACGGAGAGAAACUCAUUGAUCGAAAUAAAUUCAAGAAUGAGGACGGAAAGUACAAGUAACGAAACGUCAUCAAAUUCAAUUUUGUUCCCUUCAGACUAGUGAAGAGACAGAUGGUAUUUUACCUCAAAACAUCAAUAUUUUAAAUUGUAUUUGAUUUUUAUUAAGGAUUUCGUUCUUAAAGACAGCAGAAAGGAAGAAAAUCUUGGGAAUGUUUUCAGGUGAAAACUUCUCACGUGAAGCAUUAAUUGAGAUACCUGAACGGGCACGAAACAUCUGUUACCUUAUAUAAAAUUCCAUUUUCUGUUAUUCUCCUCCUGGAAAUGGCUAAAUAUU